Messenger RNA from Dracunculus medinensis (Guinea worm), 1215 nucleotides. Lineage: Eukaryota; Metazoa; Nematoda; Chromadorea; Rhabditida; Dracunculidae. The record is from the annotation of a GenBank genome assembly.
AUGGUUGAUGCAGAUGAGAAAAAAGCUGGAACAAGAGUCUUCAAGAAAUCGAGUCCAAAUGGAAAGAUAACUACUUACUUAGGAAAGCGAGAUUUUAUCGACUAUGGUAAUUUUGUGGACUUAAUCGAUGGUAUGGUCUUAAUCGAUGAUGAAUAUGUCAGAAGCAACAAAAAAGUUACAGCUUAUUUGUUGGCUGCAUUUCGAUAUGGACGUGAGGAUCUUGAUGUCCUUGGGUUAACAUUUAGAAAAGAUCUUAUAUCGCAGUCUUUUCAGGUAUUCCCUGUCGACGAAACAAAUUCUCGGCCUUAUACUCAUUUGCAAGAACGAUUAAGAAGGAAACUUGGCAAUAACGCAUUUCCUUUUUGGUUUCAAAUACCCCCUUAUUCUGCUUCAAGCGUGACUCUUCAGCCAGCGGUGGGGGACACUGGAAAGCCUUGUGGUGUCGAUUUUGAGCUAAAAACAAUUGUUGGAGCGGCAAAUGGUAGCGAUUUUGACAAACCAAGAAAGCAUAGUUGCGUUCGAUUGGCUAUUCGUAAGCUAACCUAUUGUCCUUUUGAAAGUAAACCGCAGCCAACAGUCGAAGUAACGAAAGACUUUAUGAUGAGUCCAGGCCUUUUGCAUCUUGAAGCUUCACUAGAUAAAGAAAUGUAUUAUCAUGGUGAAUCAAUUGCUGUGAAUGUCCAUGUACAAAACAAUAGUAACCGAACAGUAAAAAAAAUCAAAGUCGCUGUUGCUCAAGUAGCCGAUAUUUGUUUGUUUACUUCGGCUUCUUAUGCUUGUGAAGUAGCAAAAGUAGAAUCUUCUGAAGGUUUCCCGGUUGGGCCAGGUGCAACAUUAUCGAAAGUUUACACUCUUUGCCCUCUAUUAUCAAAUAAUAAAGACAAGCGUGGGUUGGCUUUGGAUGGACAAUUAAAACAUGAGGACACGAAUUUAGCUUCAUCUACGCCUUUGUCGUCGAAAAAUUCUAAAGAAAAUUUGGGAAUUGUUGUGCAGUACAAAGUUAAAGUUCGACUGAAUAUUGGUGGUGCGUUAGGAGGUGAAUUGUCCGCUGAAUUACCUUUCACGUUAACGCAUCCUAAACCUCCGGAAAACUCGGAUAAUUCGGAGACGCCUCGACCAAUUUCCACCGAAAAUAAUGCAGGCUUAGAUGUUGAUUUAAUUCAGCUCGAUACGUUAAAAGCAUGCGUGGCCGAAGAAAACAAUGGAUCGAUAUAG